UCCCACGAACCAAGUUUAAAUCUUCAGUUUGAAAAGUCAAAACGAGCGGCAUUGCUAGAUUCACCUCCCACUAAUCACGUUACUAGUUUACUUAUUACACAAACCUUCUUGGUCUCCACAACUUUUUGUAUUUGUUUUCUAUUAAUUUUCGUUAGGUACUUGGGUUGGUGAAACAUGCGGGGAAUGAGAAGAGGUGAGGUUGAUUUGGCUAAUGAUGUGUUGUCAACGACGACGUGCUUCCCUCUACAUCAUGUUUCUUCUCUUGCCUGUAUAUUACAACUUCCUUUCUCUUCCUUCUCCUCCCACGUCUCUCUCUAGAUCUUCAUCUCUCUUUCCUCUUGCUUUUAAUCUCAACAAUGGCCACGGGGAAGCCACUGCCAAAGUUUGGUGAAUGGGAUGUGAACAACCCUGCAUCCGCCGAAGGAUUCACUGUCAUUUUCAGCAAAGCUAGUGACGAGAAGAAGACCAAGAAAGCAUCCGGCAGCGCAGGCCCUAGUACUCUGGUUUCACCUCAGAACACCGAUCAAAACAACCACCAAGAUUCUCAAAACCCAAAAGCUAAGAAGAAAUGGCUUUGCUUUUGAGGAUUAUGGAGCUGAAGAAGUUAGCAGAGAGAUCUCAAACAAGUGAAACAAGAUGUCUUCGGAGUUCACAAACCAUAUCUUACAUCUCGGCUUGCUUCUUCUUCUUUUGUCUUCUGCUGAUAUUAUACUUGUUCACUAUACCUUUUGUUUCUUCUUUUUCCCACAAUGGAUAUACGAGAAUACAUUUGUCUCCUGAAUCCCCCAUAAGAACUUGUUUUUUUUUUCAUGA
This is a messenger RNA of Brassica rapa (field mustard), 813 nucleotides long. RefSeq names its product protein NOI4. The record is from RefSeq and is a predicted model, not a curated record. Lineage: Eukaryota; Viridiplantae; Streptophyta; Magnoliopsida; Brassicales; Brassicaceae. Gene Ontology annotation, cellular component: plasma membrane.